AUGUCUACAAGCGAGACUCUCCCGCUUUACAACCCAACGGCCACCGACCCAGAUGGUACCGAUAUGGCUCCCAAUACGAAAAAAAAUGUUGCCGAGUGCAUCUCUGAUGACGCACUUGUGCACUUCAAGUCAUACAAGUAUUCAAGUGUUGACAUGUCGCCAGUCUCGAAAUACGUUCUCGGUCCCUUCUGGAACGCCUCUGUCAACCUCCUGCCACUAUGGAUCGCACCCAACAUGGUCACCCUUUUGGGUUUCUGCUUCAUUCUCACAAACGUUGCUUUCUGUGCAAUCUGGAUGCCUGAUCUGGUUGGACCGGCUCCAUCAUGGCUAUACUUCAGUUUCGCGUUCGGUCUCUUCAUGUACCAAACAAUGGAUAACCUCGACGGAAAGCAAGCUCGACGAACCGGAACCUCCAGCGGCCUCGGCGAACUCUUCGACCACGGUAUUGACUCUCUGAACUGCACGCUCGGCAGUCUGCUCGGAACCGCUUCCAUGGGCCUGGGAACCUCUACGGCUGGUAUUGUCACGGCUCUCUGCCCUUGUCUGCCUAUGUUCUUCUCGACCUGGGAGACCUACCACACGCACACGCUCUUCCUCGGAUAUAUCAACGGACCUACCGAGGGUAUUCUUAUUGCCUGCGCAAUCAUGAUUAUCUCUGGAAUUUGGGGACCUGGUGUCUGGGCUAUUCCUCUGGCUAAUGGCGUCAAGGACCGCCUUCCUGGUCUCGCUGAGCUCCUUGGUGAGACCAGUUUCAAGGACGUUUGGGUUGGCUUGAUCAUUGGUUCUCUUGUCUUCACACAGAUCCCCUUCUGUGUUCUGAACGUUGCCAAGGCCCGCAGAUCCCGAGGAGAGCCUAUCCUCCCUGUCUUCCUCGAGUGGAUUCCCAUGGGCGUUUACACCGUCUCGAUCGCUGCUUGGAUCUUCUCCCCUUACAGCACCAUUCGAUCUGAGAACCACCUCAUGCUCUUCUGCUUCAUUAUGUCAUUUGUCUUCGGCCGUUUGACAACCAAGAUCAUUCUCGCCCACCUGACCCGCCAACCUUUCCCCUGGUGGACCGCCAUGCUGUACCCCCUCAUUGGUGGUGCUAUCCUCGGAAACUUGCCUCGUCUCGGAUUCCCUCAAAUCAGCGCUCAGUUCGAACUUUUCUACCUUUGGGCUUAUCUGCUCUUUUCUAUGGUCAUCUACUUCCGCUGGGCCUGGCUCGUUGUUACCAGCAUUUGCAACUACCUCGGCAUCAACGCCCUCACCAUUCCCAAGGAGAAGCAGAUCGCCAACAAGGCGGCUCAGGCUGCCAACAAGCUGCAUUAA
Molecule: messenger RNA, 1308 nt
Organism: Fusarium coffeatum
Lineage: Eukaryota; Fungi; Ascomycota; Sordariomycetes; Hypocreales; Nectriaceae
Exons: 4
Coding region: 1-1308 (435 amino acids)
Biological process (GO): phospholipid biosynthetic process
Cellular component (GO): membrane
Molecular function (GO): phosphotransferase activity, for other substituted phosphate groups
Source: RefSeq, a predicted model, not a curated record